UUUUUUUUUUACACUCCCUUGUACCUUCCCCCACCCUCUCUAAGUCUUUGUCGGUCUUUUUAUGUCGCUGUAAUCCCAAAGGAAUCGUUUUGUUUAUCAGGACUUAACACAUGUGGAGGGGAACAGGCGAGCGGAUGUGGUUAGGGGGGAAAAAAAAAUACGAAUGAAGAAAAAAAACUUAACAUGCAAACUACCCAAAGGAGAAGUGAGCGCCAUAAUGCGGUUGUGACUCAUUUUUUUCAUGGUUUCGCCUAAUUUGACUCUGUGUUUUUUUCUUUUUGUCUUCCAUCUGAUCAGCAGACUUCUGCCUGAUGUCAGAACACACAUUUGACUGAGAGGAGCCGAAAAGGCCAUGAGGGCCAGCGGCUUUUACCCACGUUCGAUGGCUCUUUUCUGGGUGCUGCUUUGGUCGCUGCUCCCCCAUCUGGUUCUCGUCUCUCAGCCAGACGGAUGUGAACUUCAGGACGCUUACAGUUCACAUGACGCGGUAAUGGAGUCAUUGCGGUGUCACAAUGACUACGAAGCAUACGUCUACUGCAAGUGGAGGGAGGGGCCGCACAUACGCGCGCCACUGCAGCUCUGGUUCCACACAGAACGCGGCAGGGAGCAAUGUGAGCCCUUUGGCGCCAAGGUCCGAGAUGCGGAUGGGCACAGGACCGUCCGGUGUCGAUAUGAAACGCGUUCUUUUUCCAUCGGCAUUCAACACACGGUCUUCUUCGUCAAGGACGAUGAGGCGCUCUGCUCAUCCGCCCCACGCGAGCCCUUGAAGCUUUCUCAUCUUGUGAGAGCACGCACACCGGUGGAUUUGUCCAAAUACGACACUGCAGAUGGACAGCUGGGGAUCAAAUGGUCCAGUCCUUAUCCCGCAUCUUCUUCCCUGAACAAAAACAUGAUGUACCAACUCGGCUACAAGGCAGAAAGACAAGACGCAUGGACUAUUAAGAAUGUGAGCGGCACAGAGGUCAAACUGGAGACACGACUGCUGCUUCCGGGUCAUAAGUACGAGGCCAGGGUGAGGGCCCGGGCCAGCGUGGGCCACUGGAGUCAAUGGAGUCCCGUGCUGACGUGGAGUAUGAAAGAAGACAGUGGACAGUUUCCCAACUUGUAUUGUGUGCUGGAUGGCGAGAAGAAGGUGAUGUGUAGCUGGGAGGUGAGCCGAGAGCUGGAUCACAUCAUCACCUACCAGCUGGCCUGUCAGCACAACCACACUACACCGUCUAAGAUCUGCUGCAUGCACCCGACCGUGACCUUCGACCGCAGUCGGGCGCUGGUGCGAUACAGCUGCUCGCUGUUUGCCGCAAAGCCCGCACAUCUGCUUCUGGAACUUCGACCAACUCGCAGUGCAAAGACGUUCAGGGCCAAUGAGCACAUUUGUCCCAGGCCACCGCAGCAGGUGAGAGUGAGCGAGAAAGGCAACAACUGGGUCGUGGAAUGGGCUGAACCGAGCACAGCCUCCAAAGUCAGACUGCGUUAUCAAGUGCGCUAUUACAGGACGCAGGAUAAGGGGGCCUCUGUCUUGCUGAACAUUUCACAAGGCUCCACAUCAGUAAGCAUCCCGGGUGCAUUGUUGAACCCGUCCCAGCACCACCGGGUCCAAGUCCGAUCCGUCGUCAUCCCCGGACAGGGUUCGCUCUAUGAAGGGAGUCCCUCCCAGUGGACCGAGCCAGAAGACUGGACAUCGCAUGCAGCUACGUGGCCCAUCACCGUCAUCGUCUAUUUCGGCGUCGGUGUGAUUGUGGUCAUCGUCUUCAUCUUUCUCUCCUGGACCGUUUUAACUUGCAAAAGGAAAAUGAUUCUUUGGGUGGGCGCAGUUCCUUCUCCCGGCAAAAGCAAAACCCUGUCAGAGAUCAAGAAAAAUAUUUCUAUGAUCCAGUCUGCCACCAGCCGGGCCCUGAUCGAGAACGAGAACACUUACGUCUGCAAAGUGCAUCAAUUGUACAACUUAUCGAGAUGCAUCUCCCCAAGCUCCUCGCUGCGGCCAACUGAGGGUGCAGAAAAUAAAGAUUUGGAGCAGGACCGACAGGACUUGAAGUGUAAUAGCGUGGCCCUCCCUGCUGAGAAGGUUAAUGGCUGUGACCUCCCAGUGCACUUCAACGGCCCAUAUAUCUUCUGUCAGUCAUUCGACUCCAAACGCUUGUGUGAAGAGACAACGGAGAACAAAGUAACUUCACCAGAUGAUCCUCCGUCGGUGGUCUUCUCCAUGAACGGAGAAGGUUACGUGUGCCUCCCCCGUGGCAGCAUCUCCACGUCCACCUCGGAUCUCGUUUCGCACUGGGACAACGACGCAAACACGCAAAGGCGUGAGCAGAACCGCCGGUGUGCAGGUAACACAGCGUGGUCCGAUAAGAUGGUCGACAUCAGGCCCGACAGCGGUGACCCGCCUCCGGCGUACAGCUCAGAGAUCUCCUGCCCCACAGUAAAUGCCUCAGGGUACUGUCUUCUGCCCCCUCCCUCUUGAGAGAAGUGGAGCUUGCUUUUUGCAAGGCAUUUGAGCAUUUAUUCAUUAUCCUUGACAUCCAGCUUAAGGUCCAUGUACUAGUUGCUGACACUCUUUAAAAGUCAGACAAUUAAUUCAGUGGCAAGUAGAACAAUUAGCGCCCACUAGAGCCUCGCAUGAAUUGUCUGGUGUCGUUUUUACACCGGAUGCCGUCUUCGCAAAAGGCAACAGCAUGGACCGCUACACCACCACAAGUACAGUGCCACCAAAAGGAUGCCUUUCACCCUUAGGUUAAGGCCCAAAUUGUUUACGAGUACCAUGAGUAAGAGGCAGAUCAACUGCCUGUAGCACGAAUUGGGAUAUUUAGGGCCAGACUACCACAAGGGGAAAAAUGCUCAAUUGUUGAAAAGAUAUUGAAUAAAAGCUCAAACUACUUCCCAUACCAAAUGCCUAAAAAAAAAAGAAAAAAAUCCAAUUGGUGUGUCACAUCUGACCAGUGGGGGGCAGUAGUUAGCUGGAAACCAAAACUAAUCUUGUGUCAAGGAGUUGCAGCAUCUUUUUACUGAAACAAUCACUGUUAGUCCAAUCUAAUAGCGCAAAUAGUCAUGUUAUUUCCCUCUCGGAGAGAUCUUCAAUUAACAGUAUGUUUAUAAUUGUGGCUGCAGCUUUCCGUCGAACUUCCUUGUAUCGCGCGGAGUAGCCUUUCAAGAGUUUUCGUGAGCUACAUCAACAGGGGGAAUGCAUUCGAAAACAAUUCACAUUUUCGACAGGACGGAGAAUUUUUCAUCGAUCCGAGCACUUAAGAUGUUGUUUUUAAAUAAAGUACUCGAAACUCACUCGAUGGUGCGACUGUACCUAAUGUCAUUGCAGAUGCAUUCUUGUUUACACACAGGACGCAUACAUGCCGAUCUCAUCGACAUCAGAAAACAAAAUCUCCUAUGCUAAUUAUCUUUUGUUGCCUCAACUGAAAAGCCAAAAAGUGAAGUGCUGAAAUUCAUAAAUUCAUAGAUACCGUGAUGUUUGCUAUGUGGUCAUGUAUGCGUGUUUGCAUCGAGGUGUGCCUUUUUGUAACUUGUUGUCAAUGUUGAAACUUGCCAAACGCUGUACAGAAUAUUAUAAAAUAUGUCCUUUAUAUUGCGAUGUGUGUGUGUGUGUGUGUGUGUGUGUUAAAACAUGUAGCCAGUGAACAGGUUAGGUUACAUUGAACAAUUGGGUGUCCGUAAUUGGUGCCCGUACAAAAAGUUGAAGCCAAUUUGUUGGGUUACAGUUGCCUCAAAAGUGGCCCAGUUUGAGCCCUCCCAAACUCUUCUGGAAAAAAACUAUGCCUGAAAUGUCCAAUAAAACAGCUUUAUUAGGCUUUUUGUAUAGGUCACACCGUCCACUAUAAUGAAUUUACACGCUUAUAUACCGGAGGUGUCAAACGCCUGAGUUGUUCAUUGUUAAACUCCUCCAACCAGAAAAAAACUGUAGAAAUAGAUCAAUAUUCCGAGGGUGUCAGAUGUUAUAAUUGGGUGUCCGUAUAAUUUAGUGACGUGGCUGAUUUGUGCUGCACCUGCCUUCGCACUCUUAAACAACACUCGAAACAUAAACACCUCCUGUCAGACACCACUUAAGAACGUUUGAAAGAGGUUGGUCCAAAAAACUGCUUUUUUUUUUUUUUUUUUUAAUGGUGCAGAAGUCCAGUUCAGACGUUACACAGAAAUCCUGCAGUGUCUCUUUUUCUUAUACAAACAUUAAAGAGAUGAAGCAAAACAUAAAUAAAACAUUUCAUGUAAGUGUGAUUUGCGGUUUAAGGUUCACGCGCAAGCGGCACAUUGGAUGAGUGAUUAUACAUCCGCCUCACAGGACUGUGGUUUGAAUCCGGCUUGCGGACUUCUUUUGAGGACAUGCAUGUUCCUCCUGUGCUUUCGUUGGGGUUUUCCAGGUCUAGUUUGACUGUGUAUCUGCUUUUUUUUUUGUAGCAUGUUUUUGGAUGACAACAGGGCUAAAUACUGAACAAACACCUGCUGUCACCGAGGAAUUGAAAAAAGAAAAAUAAUGGAGGUGGUCCGUCAUUUGCAGUAUGCGGAAUGUGCUAUGGAAAUGUUUUUCGUAUUUCUGCAGAUCACUGGGGCACAGUCAUGCUGGAACAAAAACGGGUCUUUCCCAAAACCUUCCCACCAAGUACUUCACAGUGGAACCAAAUGUGAACACAAUCUGUUUGUGACGCUGUUUGACGUCCAAGUUGUUCUCAUUUCAAAACAACAUUUCCCCUAGGAAACAAUGUCAAGUGAAUUCAUUUGUUCCGGGAUGAUGCUGUCAUCAUAAUUUAUAGAAAAUUAUCGUAUUAUAUAUGUAUAAUAUAUGUAUAUAUAGUUGACGUUUUAUCAGAAUAAUGACAAGUAACCUGCUUGAAAACACAUUAAAACUAAAUUAAAGUAAAACCGCUCACCUGACAGACACGUAAUGGACAGGGAACAGGAGGCUGCAUGAGAGCAUUAAGAAUGUUUGGGCUUUCGGGUUGUUUCAUUUCCAGGUUCCGUUUAAGUAGUCGAAUUAUUAUUUUCAAUGCGGUAAAAAAAUGCUGGCAAGUUUCUCUGUUUAUUUUCCUGCUCGUCAUGAGCUAUUGUGUGCUUCGGCUAUGAUUAUUAUUUGCAUAAUUCAUUUGUCAUAUAUUGUACCCCAGCAGCUGUACCCUUUCCUCUGUCUCGGUCAGUUUUAUUUCUUGUUUUGUGGUGGACGUCACAACUUUCCUCCUCACUAUCUAUCACUGGUACUCUUCUGGGAAGACAUC
Messenger RNA from Hippocampus comes (tiger tail seahorse), 5210 nucleotides. RefSeq names its product colony stimulating factor 2 receptor subunit beta (gene csf2rb). Gene Ontology annotation, molecular function: protein binding; cytokine receptor activity. Gene Ontology annotation, cellular component: external side of plasma membrane. The transcript has 15 exons. Gene Ontology annotation, biological process: cytokine-mediated signaling pathway. Lineage: Eukaryota; Metazoa; Chordata; Actinopteri; Syngnathiformes; Syngnathidae. The record is from RefSeq and is a predicted model, not a curated record. The coding region runs from base 353 to 2458 and encodes 701 amino acids.